AUGCCUCUCUCUCCUCCUCCGCCACCCCCGCGCCGCCGUCGAGCCGCGCGUUCCGCAGCGGCGCGCGGGCUAGGCAUACCGGCGACGCCAGCUGGCGGCGAGCGCUGGCCCGGCACGGCCCGCUGCGCGCGGGGCCGCGGUCUCACCACUCCACCUGCCAGUGGAGUGACGCUCGCCUUUUGCCCUCCAGGCUCGCUGGGCACGUCGGUGUUCGACACGGACGUGUACCUGGUCGGGGCGUCCGGCGGCGUGUACGCGCUGUUGGCGGCCCAUCUCGCCAACGUGCUCCUCAACUACAACAAUAUGGAAUUCGGCAUCGUGCGCCUCAUCGGGAUCUUUGUUGUAGCGAGUGCAGACGUGGGCUUCGCAGUUUACGACCGCUACGCUGCGGACGCAACCCAGCUCUCUCCGCCGGUGUCCUACGUAGCGCACCUGACCGGGGCUCUGGCAGGGCUCACCAUCGGCCUGCUUGUGCUCAAGAACUUCGAGCAGAAGCUGCACGAACAGCUCAUGUGGUGGGUGGCGCUGGGCGUGUACGCGGCCUGCACCCUGUUCGCCGUCCUCUUCAAUGUGUUCAACCCGGCGUACGUGUGAGCACGAGGGCGAGUGUACGAUCGACUUUUCGAGCGACGAGGGCGGGCGCGGGUGUCGACCCCCGUCCGCCGGUCGCGGACCCACACUCAGGUAAAGGGCCGGCGAGCCUCCGUGGCCGGGCGCGGGUGAUACGGCGGCCGGCGCGAAGACUGAAGACGACGUGCGGCCCACAACCGCCCAACACGCAGGCGGCCGCAACAAUGGCGACAGCAACGGCGCCUGUCGGCGAAAACGGACAUCGAUGCUAGUCAAACGCAAAGAAAAGAGCGGCAAAGCCGGCGUCUGCGGUGGCGGCGGGAACGCGUGCUCGACGUGCGGAGAGUUACUAUUCAGGCUGUUCGAACAGGACGUCGGUCUCUUCCAUAUUUUGAUACAGUUAUUGCAACGCGUUUACGGGUCGCUUUUGGGCUCGAGAUGUCGUUAUCUUCCGAAAUCGUAGGCGUAUUUAGGGAAAAAAAUAAAUUCGAGUAUUUUAAGGAGGUAUUGUGAAUCAUUUUGCAGCGCAGCUAUUUUUGGAAAAGUGUUGUGUUGUCUUGUUAGAAUUCUGAAAGCUUCAGAUAUUGAUUUUUCUGGUUUUUCUUUUUGUAAUAUUACUACGCAUUGCAAAGUUGCGUGAAACGGCAAUGUGGGUCUCUCUGGACCCAACGCUGAGCAAAUCUCUGAAAACUGAGAUUUGCUUGUUGGAUUCGGAGAUGUGGCAAAAGCAGCCGCUGCUUACUUAACGCUGUUGAGCACUAACAGCAUUGAAUCUGCUUGGAGCAAACAUCAGUUUGUGUGCGUGUAAGAUACUGUGGUGAGUGAUGUUUUUUUUUGUUUCAGUUUCCGAAUAGAUUCUUAUAUUAUUUGUAUAACUUGUUGGCUAACAAGAUUUGUAUAUGUAAUUAUCGCUACUGAGACAGCAUUGACCCGCGCCGGGUCUCUGUUCUCUUGUACCAAAGAUGGCAUAUAGAGCUAAUUAUUUUGCUGAAGAAGACUUAAUUAAAGCGUAAUAAGUGCUGUAUAAAGUUUUAGUUAUUGAAUAUGUAAUUUCAGAUGAUAUCUAUUGUUCAAUUUAACUUAUUUCAGACAUUGUUGUCUCUUGUGUAUGAGUAUGGAGAGAUUUUUAGCCAGUUUAGGUUGUCUGAGUCUAGGUUUCCUGUUGUCUUGCUACUCCUAGCAGUUCCAUGCAUGUUACUGCUUGUUGUUGACAUGCAGAGUAAUUAAUAUUUUUCAUUUCAUAUGGAGACUUGACUACCUGUUUAUCUAGAACAGACAUACCUAGCACUUGGCUGAUUCUAGCAAUACUGUUUAUUUCAACUUAAUACAUUCUCACAGAGAAAGUAACAAAUUAAUAUGUCAAGUACGCACUAACUGCAUUUCGAUACCACUGAAGUGAUAAUACAAUUCUUUGUUUUAUUUUGUUGUUAAAACUCACAGAUGUUCUUUCCAGCAAGAGUGAGCCAAUAGUUGGGUAUUAUGACUCCAUACGUACUGCCAGUCACUUAUUCCAUUUAGUGAGCUAAGUGAUGCCUUUUUGUCAUUUCUCACUUACAGAUGAAUGAAAAAAUAUUAAGUAUCCUGAAUAUAUCAAGUUUUAAUAAAUCAAUGAUAUAUUGUAAAUGAAA
Molecule: messenger RNA, 2198 nt
Organism: Gryllus bimaculatus (two-spotted cricket)
Lineage: Eukaryota; Metazoa; Arthropoda; Insecta; Orthoptera; Gryllidae
Source: the annotation of a GenBank genome assembly